Molecule: messenger RNA, 303 nt
Organism: Lactuca saligna
Lineage: Eukaryota; Viridiplantae; Streptophyta; Magnoliopsida; Asterales; Asteraceae
Source: the annotation of a GenBank genome assembly
AUGCAAGAACCUAUAGCUACACUUUUCUUUUCUCAAUUGACAAACCAUGAGAAAAACAUUACUGAACAUGAAGUAAAUGAAGAUGAUGCCAUGGUUUCCUUUGCCGAGUUGCAAUUCAAUCCAGAUGAAGAAGAUAUACUUGAUAAUUUUAUCAUGUCGGGUAAGAAAUUCAAGAUUCUAAACUCUAAGAUGAAUUCGAUACUUCAAUUUUUGGCUGACACUGGAAGAAAGAAUUCAGUUAGUGGUGUUGAAGUGGAAUAUCUUUUGAAGUAUCAAGAGUCUCGAUUGAAAACUUUUUUUUGA